Molecule: messenger RNA, 2062 nt
Organism: Xenia sp. Carnegie-2017
Lineage: Eukaryota; Metazoa; Cnidaria; Anthozoa; Malacalcyonacea; Xeniidae
Product: grainyhead-like protein 1 homolog
Biological process (GO): regulation of transcription by RNA polymerase II
Cellular component (GO): nucleus
Molecular function (GO): RNA polymerase II cis-regulatory region sequence-specific DNA binding; DNA-binding transcription activator activity, RNA polymerase II-specific
Source: RefSeq, a predicted model, not a curated record
UCAAGUUAGUGCAGAUGAUCCAUCAGUUGCAGCUUCACUUGGUUUACUCUAUGACUAUUAUGUCCACGAAUCUGCUAGAUCACCCACUUCACCCACUUCUGAAAAUGAUAGCACUGGAAGUGUCACGUUAGCUGAUGUUCUGACUCCAACUGAGGCUCACGUUACUGUUGUUCAAUCAAACAUCUCUGAAUUAAAGCGGCGCAGUGAUAGCGAACCUCCAAGACGAAGUACGAGUAGACAGAGUCAAACAAGAUCAUCUACGUCCGCCUCUGUUGAGGCGUUACGAUAUCCAAUCGUGAAGCAACAAACUAGCCCGUCAGAUUGUCGUAAAAAAAGUGAAGCUCAAUCAUCGACAGUCGGUAGCUCUGUAUCUCCGGCUUCCUCAACAGAAAUAUCCCCUUUAGUUCGUAGACACGAGGGAUUCAACUAUACGUGUUAUGUUCCCACCAUGAAGCCACAGACGCUUUUUGCUGCGCAGGAAAAGUAUUGUUUUACCUUAGAAGCUCCUCCUUCGAUCAUUCAGAGACGCGGAGAAGACUCUUUGACGUAUCUAAACAAAGGACAGUUCUAUUCCAUUAACUUUGAAGCAAAUGUAUCCGAGUCAUCUGGAGUUCAAAACACAAAAGUGAAGUCUAUCUUGCAUUUGGUUUUUCGCGAUGAAAAAGAUCCCAAUGUCGAGAUUCAACAUUGGCGUUAUUGGCACGCGCAACAAGCUAAUCCACAGCAAAGAGCAUUUGAUAUUGAUCGCAAGUCUUGUGCAAACAUCGACGAUCAUGUAGAUGACAUUGCUUAUAAUGCGGCUGCGUUUUACUGGGAUAUGAACGUGAAUGCCAAGAUUGUUUUACGUAUGAACUGCUUGAGCACUGAUUUCUCUUCACAAAAAGGAGUGAAGGGCAUUCCAUUGCAUCUUCAAAUUGACACGUAUGAAGAUGUAGAUGUGCCCGAUGCUGAACCUGUCCAUCGUGCUUUUUGUCAAAUCAAAAUAUUCAGAGAUAAGGGUGCAGAAAGAAAAAACAAGGAUGAGUCACGAAGUGCUGAAAAGAGAAUGCAGAAGUUAAUGAAGCAAAGCAGUUCGUUAGUGGAUUCUGCGAUUUCGCCAUCGGUAUUUCAAACACCAUCUAAAUUUACGAAGCUAACUCCUACGACACCUUUAGGACCUAAGCCAAUUCUAUUUAGUCCAAACGAAUGUUUCCAUUUGAAUGAAGCCGCAAUUCAGAACGCCACUUUCCUGCAUGCAGUAAAGGAAAACGAGAACAAACGACGAUUGAAGGCUUCUUUGGACAUCGCUAAUGAUGAGCUUGCUGAUUUGGAGUUUAUACCACGAAACAAAGCUCAAAGGGUACAAAGACCCCCUCAGCCAGCUGUUACUAUAUACGUCAAAAAAGAAGAGGAGAAAGUUUACAAUGCGCUAAUGCUCGAUUCCUUUGGUGUUGUUGACCUCCGUGAAGCAGUAGCUCAGAAAUAUGAUAUUCCACCAGAGAUGAUAAAAGCGGUGUAUAAGAAGACCAAGAAAGGAAUUUUAGUAAAUAUGGACGACAGAAUGGUGGAGCAAUUCGUCGACGAGGACGAUUUUAUCAUCAAGAUUGACUUUGACAACCAACUUGGGCAUUUCGAACUUACUCUUUUUUAUUAACAUAAAUUACGGUGACAAUCAUCUUCCAUUUCCUUGGAACUAAAUAUUCUCACAGCAUACCAAACUAUAUGUAGCAACGUAAUAUUUUCGAGCCUCGCGGCUUUUAAAAACCCAACGAUUGACACUGGGUAAAAAAGUAAACAUUUAUUCUAAACAUUUCGACAAGUAUUGCAUGUCAUCAUCUGAUCUUGUUCUAUGUAGCAAAGUAGCCAAGUUACCUUUUACGGAGUGUCAAUCGUUUUUUGUUUUAUGAUUUUGGCCUCGCGGCUGUGUUUUACAUUUAUAUGUUUUGUAUAGCAGUAGCAAAUGAUUCUCGGCUGUGACGGCAAAAGUCUAUAAAAGUGUGGAUUUUUUUAAAAUAAGAGUGCAAAAUUAUGUAAUCACACGCAGUGUAAAUUAUUGUGAAUGACUAUUGUUGGAAAUUGUGCA